This is a messenger RNA of Colletotrichum destructivum, 2346 nucleotides long. Its product is annotated as Putative major facilitator superfamily, MFS transporter superfamily. The coding region runs from base 37 to 1743 and encodes 568 amino acids. The transcript has 4 exons. Lineage: Eukaryota; Fungi; Ascomycota; Sordariomycetes; Glomerellales; Glomerellaceae. Gene Ontology annotation, biological process: transmembrane transport. The record is from RefSeq and is a predicted model, not a curated record. Gene Ontology annotation, cellular component: plasma membrane. Gene Ontology annotation, molecular function: transmembrane transporter activity.
CGCUUUGCCAAGACAAGGCAUUGUUCACGGUUCACUAUGCCCGCAACCCGCGAGUCUGUAGAGGACGAUAGAGACGGCCUGCCAUAUCUGCAACGCAAUCGUUCCUCCUUGUCUGAAACUGUGAGAAGGAUAGGCGAAAACGAAGCCCGCAGCAGGUAUGAGGCUCGGGCCGAAGAGCAAGGCCUUGACGAGAAAAAGACGGCGAGCCCGAACUCUUCCAGCAACGAAGAUGAAAGAACGAUCAUUUCUUGGGACGAUGAUGAUCCAGAGAACCCGUACAACUGGUCCAAUACCAGAAAGUUUCUCAUCCUCUGCUUGACUAUGAUGCAAGUCAUCAACAGCACCAUGGGCUCGGCGCUACCUUCCAAUGCGAUUCCUUUCAUUACAGCCGAAUGGGGCGUCACUAACGAGCAGCAAAAGGUCCUGCCCAUUUCCGUCUUCCUCAUCGGCUACGUCUUCGGUCCGGUUGUCUGGGCACCCCUCAGUGAGCACCUCGGCCGUCGUACGCUGACCAUCAUCACCUUCGUCAUGUUCACCAUCUGGACCAUGGCUUGUGCUCUGGCGCCGAACUGGCCUGCGUUCCUUAUUUUCCGAUUUUUGACGGGGGUCUUUGCCAGCUCGCCCAUCGCCAUCGUGGCCGGUAUUCUCGCGGAUAUCUAUGGCAAUACCGAGUCUCGCGGCCGUGCCAUGACCGCCUUCAUGGUUACCACCGCCUUCGGUCCUCUCUUCGCUCCCAUUGUCUCCGGCUUCUGCUCCCCGACCAUAGGAUGGCGCUGGUCCUUCUGGAUAGCGCUCAUCUACGCCGGCGCCACCUUGGUGCCGAUCAUCCUCCUACCCGAGACCUACGGCCCGAUCCUACUCUCCCGGCGCGCUCGCAACAUGCGUAAACUUGACCCCUCCGCGAACAUCGUCGCCCCCCGCGAGAUGGAACGCACCGACUUCAAGCAGUUGGCCACCGUAGUACUGACACGUCCCUUGCGCAUGAUCAUAUUCGAGCCCAUCGUCAGCUGCACGUGCGCGUACCUCGCCUUGGUCUACACCAUCUUCUACAUGUCUUUUCAGGCAUUCCCCAUCAUCUUCCAGCAGCUUUACGGUCUGUCGCCCGGCGUGGCUGGACUGGCGUACCUUCCCAUAGGCGGAGGCUCACUGAUCGCGGUCCCCAUCUUCAUCGGGUGGGAGCAGGGCCAUCUCCGCGCUCAGCGUAAUGGCUCCGAAUGGGCGAAGCAGGAGGAGUUCCGGCGCCUUCCUCUGGCGUGCAUCGGCGGGCCGCUGUUCUUCAUCUCAUUGUUCUGGUUGGGCUGGUCGUCCAGGGAGGGCAUCAGCUUCGUCGUACCCAUGCUGGCGGGCAUCCCCUUUGGCGCGGGGUUCAUGCUUAUCUUUAUCGCCCUGCUGAACUACCUCACCGACGCCUACGAGAUCUUCGCCGCCAGCGCAAACGCUGCGGCCUCGACCAGCCGGUCUCUGUUGGCUGUCGUGCUGCCGCUGGCGACGACGCGCAUGUUUCACGAGCUGGGCAUCGCGGGAGCGUGCAGUCUUCUCGGCGGUCUUAGUGCCGUGAUGUGCAUCAUCCCCUUCAUCUUCAUAUGGAAGGGCGAGCAGAUACGGGCGGGAUCGAGGUUUUGUCUUGCGCUGAGAGAGAGGAAGGCGGAGAUGGAGAGGAAGGUCGAGGAGCAGAAACAAAAGGAGGAGGCGAGGAGGGCGUCACGGCAGAGCAUUCUGCCCGUUUCAAAAGCGGAGGUCUGAGAAAGAAUGACACGAUGAUUCGAGUAGGCCUGCAUCUAGAAGGCAAUCACUCCUCCAGGAUGAAACGGGAUGCCCGAGGCAUCAGCCUCGUCAGAGGGAGUUGGAGCGGACGGACCUAGUCGUCUGGAAAAAGCAAGGACCAACCAAUCAUGGCCAGGGUGAAAUAUGGAGGUACUAUACGGUGCUUCAUGUGAGAUGCGGUGAUCUCAACACAGCAAGUGGAUGGCUCAGUUUGGGCCUGUUUCGUCUUGAGGCGAAGGCGAAACCCCCCGUGGCGAUCUCCGGGGCAUGAGAGAUGAUGUGGAAUCUCGAAAUCUGGAGAGGACACAAGCCUAGUAGCGGGCUCCGGCAUCUGACACCAAUGGGCAUGGGGCCUGGCAUCGAAAUAAGCUUACACCAGCACAGUUGUAGCAAUACACGCAUAAUCUUUGAUACUGCCUGCCCACGAGGGCCCUUCCACCCCACCUAAGCGUAUUGGGUUGUUUUUGGCGAAGUUUAGCUCAAUCGAAGAAACACGGCAUGGAUAACGCUGCCCAUGGCUUUUUGGCCCGAGACAGCAAAGAACCGCGGUUCUCCAUUCUCGUUGAGACCCAUCUAUCCUGU